AAGGACCCAUCUUUGUGUACUUCAUCGGUUUUGCCAUGUUUAUUAUAGACAAAUCGAUUUGUCUGAAAAGGCGCCUCAAAAAUAACUUUAAAAAGUAAAGCUUUUUAUUUUGAUAAUAUUUGCAGUGUGAAUGAUAUCUGAUCGGUAGACAAUGACUGGUGAUAAAGAUUCGAGAUCUGACCAAACAUGUUGUUUAGUGGAGAAUGGUGAUCGUUGUAGAAAGCAAUCAGGAAAUGCAAGUUUUAAUUUCCGUGUGCAAAAACUUGUUGAGCAACGCAAAUUGAAAUUUUCACUGGAUUCAAAUGCUAAACACACCUAUAUAUGCGAUUUCCAUAAAAAUAUAAUUCAAAAGGCACGAAAUAAAAGAAAACGAAAGGAAUCUGAAGAUGAAAAUGACAUUAACGAGGUUGAUUUAUCACAGUUACCAGUUGGUACACUACGAAGAUAUAAACGACAUUAUAGGAUACCAACACGACCUGGAAUGAGCAAGUCACAACUAAUCGAGAAUAUUCACAAGCAUUUUAGGACGAUAUCGGUACCCGAGAAGGAAACGAUAACAUAUUUUAUAUAUAUGGUGAAGACACAUAAAAGCAAGUUGGACCAACGACCAGCAGAUACUGUGAUUUAAGUGGAAUGUUGCUGAAUGUCGUUUUAGUAAAUUAAUUUAACGCGAGAAACUUUCACGGAUAUUUCCUCGUUUUGCUUGCAAGGGAUCAAAUGAAUGAACGCGAAUUUGAAAAUUUCGUUUUCUUCUCUCAGAAAGUUUUAACUUAACAUGAAAUUGAGUUUCAUAUUUUUUUUCAUACUAUAACUGUGUCUGAACGUUUGUUUUUAUUUACAGAAAAUAUCACUGGAUUUCAUCAACUAAGAUAUUUAAGUGUUUAAUGUACAUAAUGUAUUUAAAAAACAAAUUAGUCAUACUAA
This is a messenger RNA of Hydractinia symbiolongicarpus, 924 nucleotides long. Its product is annotated as histone deacetylase complex subunit SAP30 homolog. The transcript has 4 exons. Gene Ontology annotation, biological process: regulation of DNA-templated transcription. The coding region runs from base 152 to 628 and encodes 158 amino acids. Gene Ontology annotation, molecular function: protein binding; transcription coregulator activity. The record is from RefSeq and is a predicted model, not a curated record. Lineage: Eukaryota; Metazoa; Cnidaria; Hydrozoa; Anthoathecata; Hydractiniidae. Gene Ontology annotation, cellular component: histone deacetylase complex.